AUGGCAGCCAUGGAGGAGCUGGAGAUUCACAGCAAGUCUUACUUCGUACGUUGGAUUCAUGUCAACGCCAACCAUACCAUCUCUUGGAGCAUUCAACCGCACAAGAAGUCUGUCAACUUUGGUAUUUUCAAACAUCCUGGCCAGUCCUCUUCUUUGAGCUCCCAUAUCCCUCCCUCCGAUUCCCAAAGUACCGAUUCGACCGAGAACCUCCCCGCAACCGCAUCGACUGCCGGCGCGCGACAACAACAGUCCGCCAUAAUCGACAAGUUGACAGGAAUUGGCCUGAAAACGAUCAAAUGGACUGGGAAGUGCGAGGCAGACAAGAUUACCCAAGGCACCUACGAUGUACCGCACAGUGAAGGUGGUAAUUACGCACUUGUUUUCGACAACACCUUCUCUAAACAAAUCUCCAAGACCUUGACACUUGUCCUCCUCACAUAUCCGACCGGCUUGCAGCCUCAUAGUUCAGCGUCGAUUCCCACUGGACGUUCUCAAACAGGGGCAUCGACUGAUUCCUUACCGCAGUCCAAGCCCCGCGGAAGAGGUAACAGUCGGGCAACACUCAACUCGCAGAUCGAUACGUCGAACCAAAGUGUCCACACGGGACUAUUGCAAAAGCGGCGCCGAAAGCGCCAUCAAGGCUGGGCGCGUCGAUAUUUUUCGCUGGAUUUCACCUCAUGCACACUGUCAUACUAUCACGACCGUAACUCGGCCGCACUCCGAGGCGCGAUCCCGCUCUCGCUAGCGGCUGUCGCAACAAACGAAAAGUCUCGGGAGAUUUCAAUUGACUCUGGCACCGAGAUCUGGCACCUGCGUGCCAGUAACGAGCAUGACUUUGGGGCCUGGAAGCAGGCUUUGGAGAGAGCUUCUUCCAAGGACAGCUCCAAGAACAACAGUUCCGGACUAGCUGCUCCCCCAGAGUUGCGGCUUUAUGGGCCGUCGCAGCCUUCACCAGCGGAGGAGAGUGAGUGGGUGCGUAUCCAGAGUCUUGUCAGCCAGGUGUCUGGGUCGCGAGAUGCGAUCCGUCGGCUUGCCAAAGAUACAGACCCCAAGUACCUCGCUUCUCCGCUCCCCACUGCCACCGUUGACCGGCCUCGCUCGCGCGGUCGGUCUCCUAGUCCCCAACCAAGCCCCCAACCCGGGGCCGCUGAGGCUGCUGCUCCUAGCGAGGAGUCCAAGCGGCCAUUUUGGAAGCGCAAGACGAGUGGUCAGUCACAUGCUAGUAACAAGCGCCCGCCGGGGGUGACCUCGAACUCAAGUUCGUCGCAGCUUGCGGUACCUGCUACGGAUGGCAAGGGAAGGCCCGCCAGUAUCACCAGCCACACCGACAGUAUGGAUGGGAUCCAUGACCAUUUGAUGGCGGUGCUGCGCGAUCUUGACACUACUAUAUCCGAGUUCGCCGCGUUGAUUGCCGAGAGCGGGGAGCGACGACACCCGGUCAAGCCUUCUAUGGUUCCCAGGCGGAGCAUGGAGUCGGACAUGUCACAAGAAUUCUUUGACGCAACGGAUGGCGGUGGGGACAGGUCUCCCCUCCUCACCAUCCAGGAUAGCGAUGAUGAGCGCUUUGAAGAAGACCAUCCCGGCUCUACCACUGAGGAAGUCGAGGAUGAUGCUCCAUCUGACAGCGACAGUGUAUCGGACGCAACAGCAACUCGACAAGAAAGCGGCAGCGCAUCAGGAUUAUUCCCCGUUAAACCAAAAUCACUGAUUCCGCUGCCUUUGGACCCUAUAAAACGUCGCACGAACAUUCCUGCUCCAACGGUACUACCCCCAAGCUUAAUUGGCUUCCUGCGCAAGAACGUUGGCAAGGACUUGUCUACGAUCUCCAUGCCCGUUUCCGCAAAUGAGCCAAUGUCUCUGCUACAGCGUGCCGCGGAAAUUCUGGAAUACUCAAACCUUCUCGAUCAAGCCAGUCAGUCCUCGGACCCUAUUGAGCGACUGAUGCUCGUAACUGCAUUCGCCGUGUCUUCCCUCUCGGCUAACCGCGUUCGUGAGCGUUCAAUCCGCAAACCCUUCAACCCAAUGCUCGGCGAAACAUACGAGCUAGUUCGAGAAGACCGCGGCUUCCGUUUCAUUGCCGAGAAAGUGUCCCAUCGCCCCGUCCAACUCGCCUACCAAGCCGACAGCAAAGAAUGGUCUCUCUCACAGUCCCCCUCCCCAGCCAGAAAUUUUGGGAUCACCACCGAAGGUCGCGUCCGCAUCACUCUACACGCAACCGGCGACCGCUUCAGCUGGACACCUGCAACAUCAUUCCUACGCAACAUCAUCGCAGGCGAGAAAUACGUCGAGCCAGUCGGUGAACUAGCAGUCACGAACGAGUCCACCGGCCACCGCUCAAUAUCCACCUUCAAAGCCGGUGGCAUGUUCUCCGGUCGCAGCGAGGAAGUGUCUACCCGCGCCGUCGACGCAAACAACAAACCCCUUCCCCUCGGUCUAUCAGGUACCUGGCCCUCUUCAUUGACGCUUACUCGCGACGGCAACCCAACAGGCAACACUAUCUGGACAGCCGGGCCUCUCGUCCCCUCUGCACCAAAACACUAUGGCUUGACGGCUUUCGCGGCGGCUCUUAAUGAAAUCACCUCGAUCGAAGAGAACCAUCUGCCUGCUACGGACUCGCGACUGCGUCCUGACCAGCGCGCGCUGGAAGAUGGCGACCUUGACCGCGCAGAAGAGGUCAAGGUGCAGCUUGAGGAGGGACAGCGGGCGCGUAGGCGUGAGAUGGAAGAGGCGGGUGAGACUUGGGCUCCGCGCUGGUUUACGCGGGUUGGGGAUGAGUCGGAUGGAGAAACUGCUUGGCGGUUGAAGGGUGGGAAGGAUGGGUAUUGGGAGGAGAGAGCCAGAGGUAGCUGGUCUGGUGUUGUUCCUGUUUUUGAGACUUAG
Molecule: messenger RNA, 2880 nt
Organism: Penicillium soppii
Lineage: Eukaryota; Fungi; Ascomycota; Eurotiomycetes; Eurotiales; Aspergillaceae
Product: oxysterol-binding protein related protein OSH3
Exons: 3
Coding region: 1-2880 (959 amino acids)
Biological process (GO): maintenance of cell polarity; exocytosis; ER to Golgi ceramide transport
Cellular component (GO): perinuclear endoplasmic reticulum; cytosol; intracellular membrane-bounded organelle
Molecular function (GO): sterol binding
Source: RefSeq, a predicted model, not a curated record